Molecule: messenger RNA, 309 nt
Organism: Aspergillus ruber CBS 135680
Lineage: Eukaryota; Fungi; Ascomycota; Eurotiomycetes; Eurotiales; Aspergillaceae
Product: signal peptidase complex subunit 1
Exons: 3
Coding region: 1-309 (102 amino acids)
Biological process (GO): protein targeting to ER
Cellular component (GO): endoplasmic reticulum membrane; signal peptidase complex
Source: RefSeq, a predicted model, not a curated record
AUGGAUGACAUCCUCGCCCCGAUCCAAGACCUCUUCGAAGGCCAGAUUGAUUUUCAAGGUCAGCGCAUCGCGGAGAUACUGUCUACGGUUCUUUUGGUUAUUUCAGGGGUCAUCGCAACGACCGUCGGAUACGUUUACCAAGAUAUUCACCUCACGCUUUGGAUUGGAUUGGCUGGAACGCUUGUUACUGCUCUUGCGGUUAUUCCCCCUUGGCCUUUCUACAAUCAGAACCCCGAGAAAUGGCUCGUCCCUGGGGCCGGGAGAGCGGCCGGCACAGGGAUCAUGGUAGAUGGUGUUAAGGUUUCAUAA